This is a messenger RNA of Momordica charantia (bitter melon), 978 nucleotides long. RefSeq names its product K-box region and MADS-box transcription factor family protein (gene PI). The record is from RefSeq and is a predicted model, not a curated record. NCBI's taxonomy places the organism in Eukaryota, Viridiplantae, Streptophyta, Magnoliopsida, Cucurbitales, Cucurbitaceae. Gene Ontology annotation, cellular component: nucleus. Gene Ontology annotation, biological process: positive regulation of transcription by RNA polymerase II. Gene Ontology annotation, molecular function: DNA-binding transcription factor activity; protein dimerization activity; RNA polymerase II transcription regulatory region sequence-specific DNA binding.
GAAUGCUCCUCUAUUGCCUUUCCUCUCUCCUUUUUAAAGCUCUGCCAAUGGCUGUUUUUUCUCUUCAUUAUUAUGUCAUAGCUCAAACUCAAAGAAGAAGAAGAGAAUUUUGAUUAUUCAACUCAGCUGAAAGAAGAAGAAGAAGAAGGAAAAUGGGGAGAGGAAAGAUUGAGAUAAAGAGGAUUGAGAACUCAAGCAACAGACAAGUGACAUAUUCCAAGAGGAGAAAUGGGAUAAUCAAGAAGGCCAAAGAGAUUACUGUUUUAUGUGAUGCUCAAGUUUCUCUUGUCAUUUUUGCAAGCUCUGGGAAGAUGCAUGAAUAUUGCAGCCCUUCUACGCCGUUGAUUGAUAUUUUGGAUAAGUACCACAAGCAAUCUGGGAAGAGGCUGUGGGAUGCUAAGCAUGAGAAUCUGAGCAAUGAAAUGGAUAGAGUCAAGAAAGAAAAUGACAACAUGCAGAUUGAACUCAGACACCUGAGAGGGGAAGAUAUAACAUCUCUGAACUACAAGGAACUCAUGGCUCUUGAAGAAGCUCUUGAAAAUGGCCUCACUGGUGUUCGUGAGAAGCAGUCAGAGUUCAUCAAAAUGAUGAGGACAAAUGAAAGAAUGAUGGAAGAAGAGAAUAAGCGCCUCAAUUAUGAGCUGUACCAAAAGGAGAUGGUAGCGAUGGGAGAGAGUGUGAGAGAAAUGGAUAAUGGAUACAAUCAGAGAAUGAGAGAUUUCAACUCUCAGAUGCCUUUUGCUUUCAGAGUGCAGCCUAUUCAGCCAAAUCUACAAGAAAGGAUCUAAAAUUAUCUCGUUCUCUCUUCUCUUUCUCUGUCUGUUAAUUGUUGUUGAAGUUCGAACUCUUUAUUUUCUUACUUUAAAUCAAGUGUGUGCAACUUUAAUUUGGGUUAAUGCUAUGUUAUGUUAUGUAAUAUGUUAUUAAUGUCAUCAUGAAAACUUUGGAUAUAUGUUUUUAAGUACUUGAUUUUUGUUA